Molecule: messenger RNA, 676 nt
Organism: Bombus pyrosoma
Lineage: Eukaryota; Metazoa; Arthropoda; Insecta; Hymenoptera; Apidae
Gene: Obp12
Exons: 5
Coding region: 115-573 (152 amino acids)
Molecular function (GO): odorant binding
Source: RefSeq, a predicted model, not a curated record
ACAUUUAAAAACAAAAUACUUAAAAGUGAACGUAUAAAAGGUAACGCUAACAAUCGUACAAUUAGUUUAGUCGGUUCCUUACUUCGCGAGGAGAUUCAACAUAAGAUUUGAAACAUGAAGAAUUCAGCGUUUCUUGCUUCGUUCAUCCUCUAUUGCGGUCUUUUCAGUCAAAAUGUAAUUGUGUCACACGGGAAACGUCCACCUUUUCCUCCCGAAAUAAUACAUGAUUGUAUGGAUCGUGAAAACAUAACAACUAAAGAAUUGAUGAUGCUUGAUAAUUCACCGGUUGAGACAAUCAAAUUACUAGGCAGCAAUAAAGAAGACUUCAGAAAUAUCGGAUGUUUCUUAGCUUGCGCCUUCCAACAACAUGGCGACAUGUCAGGAUCUACUAUGAAUGUACAAACAAUGAUAGAUCGUAUGCACGGAAUGCAUCACGGUCACAUAGACGCCAAUCCGUUUUUCGCUAAUGCCUUGCAAACAUGUGCAGAUUCGCUUGGAGGAAUAGACGACGAAUGCGAAGCGGCUCUUACCUUCCACGUGUGCUUGAUGGAAGCUUUCCAUAAUAGAUCCUAAAUCAAUUUAUAUUUUAUCUAUUUGGACGUGUCUGCUGCGAUAAUGGAAACUUGUUAAAAAUUAUUUGAAUUAGUAAACUAUUAAAUUAGCAAGCAAUUGAAAA